AUUUUUUUUCUAUCAUGACAGACACAGUUUAGUCUUUCACUUCUCAGAAAAAUGAAUAACACAGCCUGUCCUCGUGCUAACUUUGACUUCAGCAGCAGAUUUCUGCCUCCUGUUUACAUCUUAGUGUUCAUCAUUGGUCUGGUGGCUAAUGGAUGGGGACUGAAGACUUUGUUGCAAAACUGGAAGAAAUUGGGAAACGUCAAUGUGUUUGUUUUCAACCUCGGACUUACAGAUGUUUUGUACCUGCUCACUCUACCAUAUCUUGUGGUGUACCACUUUAUGAAGAGUACAUGGAUCUUUGGAGACACAUUCUGCAAGAUAACAAGAUUCUGCUUCAACCUGAAUUUAUACAGCAGCAUCGGGUUUCUUACUUGUAUCAGUGUGUACAGGUACUUGGCCAUCGUCCAUCCCAUGAAGGUGAUGGGACGACUGAGUGUCACACACUCUGUGGUUAUUUCAGUCAUGGUUUGGCUGCUGGUGAGUGUUCAAAGUCUUCCAGACAUGUUCUUCACCAAAACAUAUGGAAACAAACCUGGGAAAUGUUAUGAAACCACCUCCACGUUCUACGUUGAGGAUUAUCUGAAAUACAGUCUUGGAUGGACAUUGACUGGGUUUUGUAUCCCACUCCUCAUCACACUGGGCUGUUAUGGACAUGUGAUUGUGACUCUGUACCGGAAAGAAAACAUUGACAAGGUACUGAAAAGGAAAUGUUUGAGGUUGUUGUUCAUCUUGGUUGUUCUCUUCUCUGUUUGUUACAUCCCCUAUCAUGUACUGAAGAACCUCAACCUCUGGUCUAGAGUUUUACAAAAAAGAAGGACAUGUUGUAGAUGGUUUAACGGAGUCUACAUCGCUCAUCAGAUAAGUCGUGGCCUUGUGAGUCUGAACAGUGCUCUGAACCCUCUGGUUUACCUUCAUGGAAGUGAAGAUGUUCCUGCUCAGCUCAGACAACAGCUCGAGGAGGCCGGUCAGAUGUUAAGGCGUCUCUAUUUUUCCAGCUUUGGUAGAGUGACUGUAUCACAAAGUAAUGAAGAUAUUUAAAACAAGCAAUGUUUGGUAAAAGUUGCUCAAACACUCCCAGUAACAAUCUGUCUGUUUCCUAAUGGUUCUAAAGACCCAUUUCCUCACCUGAAAGAGACAAAAGUAUCAGUCUGGAGCCACAAGUAAUAUUUUAGAAUAACCUCAACCUCAGGUUUGGUCAAAAAUACGAAUAUGCUGUCAGUGUUUGAAUGAAACCAUAUGUCUGAGACCCGGGCUUCUGUCAUUUGUUAUUAGGUCUUUUUUAAUCCAUGUGUUAUUCUUACUUUUGUUAUGAAACAGUGACACACAGUGGACCAUGAAAGUCACACAUUAAAAAUCUAACUUAAAAGAGAAAUGACUUCUUUUAAUGUGAAAAUGUGCAUUUAUUUAUUACAGGAUUGUCUCUGAAACUACAUAAUAUCACUGCUUUAUUGCUUGUGCUUGUGUUGGCUUUUUAUCUGUAAAGUUAAAUUUCCACCACUGCAGACAGUCUGUAAUAAAGAGUCUCAAGCUGA
This is a messenger RNA of Sphaeramia orbicularis (orbiculate cardinalfish), 1532 nucleotides long. Its product is annotated as P2Y purinoceptor 1-like. The record is from RefSeq and is a predicted model, not a curated record. Gene Ontology annotation, cellular component: membrane. The transcript has a single exon. Bases 52 to 1038 code for a protein of 328 amino acids. Gene Ontology annotation, biological process: G protein-coupled receptor signaling pathway. NCBI's taxonomy places the organism in Eukaryota, Metazoa, Chordata, Actinopteri, Kurtiformes, Apogonidae. Gene Ontology annotation, molecular function: neuropeptide receptor activity.